Molecule: messenger RNA, 3731 nt
Organism: Labrus mixtus (cuckoo wrasse)
Lineage: Eukaryota; Metazoa; Chordata; Actinopteri; Labriformes; Labridae
Gene: il20ra
Product: interleukin 20 receptor, alpha
Exons: 7
Coding region: 223-2247 (674 amino acids)
Molecular function (GO): protein binding
Source: RefSeq, a predicted model, not a curated record
AUGGUCAUGGUCAUGGUCAUGGCGACUUGCUUCGUCGAAACACGCCAUUUGUUUGUUUUCUAAGUUUACCGGAGUAUCAUCGGGCUUCUAACAGGUGCUCCGUGUACCUGAGAAGGUAACGGACGGACACAGCUGACGGACCAGUGGAAGAACCCUCAACAGAGCUGCCGGGAGACUGAAAAUGUUGAGUUUCUGGUGAAGAAAUGCCCACUUCUCCUUGACAUGUGGACAGUGUUCAUUUUUCUGAACUUGGGGGCUCUGUACUGCACAGUCUCAUGCUUUCCUCCCAGCCCCACCAAUGUCUUCUUCUCUUCAGUCAAUCUGAGGAAUUUGCUGCAGUGGUCUCCAGGAAAUGGCACAAAGAAUGACACACUCUACACAGUGCAGUAUGCCAUCUAUGGGGACAGUGUCGAGGGCAGCAAAGGAAAACGGGUGCACUGGAGGUCAGCGUGGCACUGUAGAGAAGUUGGGCGCCACUGGUGUGACCUGAGCAAUGAGACGUGGGAUCUGGAACAAGGAUACCAUGCCAGGGUUCAAGCCAAGAGCAGGAGAGCAUUCUCAAAAUGGGCCACGACGUGGAGGAGAUUCGACCCAAAGUCAGACACUAUAUUUGGCCCUCCGCUGGUUUCCGUGGACAUGGAGGGAAACAAUGCCAUCAUUACGGUGAAGGGACCAAUGAGAUAUCAGCUUAACAAUCAAACUCCAGCAGUUUCCAUGGCAACACUAUACGCUCAGAUGACUUACAACCUCUCUGUCCACAACAUCCGUCGCGGCAGGAUGAGCAAUUUCCCAUUCGACUCCAGUCACUACAAAUAUCGUCUGAUGGAUUAUGACACGGAGUACUGCUUCUCUGCCAAGACAAGAUUCCUCUCCAUGCCCGUCCACUGCCAGCCCUCAGAAUGGAACUGCAUAACCACUCCUCCAGACCCUUUGAUUGCCAAGCUGCUGAUGGUGGUUGUGGGUAUUGUUGUUCCAACUGUGUGCAUUUGUUUGCUGGUGGUGAUUGGCUACUUUCUCUAUCAAUACCUGACCGGGAAAGGACAGAAGAGCCCUUAUAUACUGAACCCGCCAUCUUUUUAUCCCCCCCCUCUGACAUUUUCCCCUGAAGCUCAAAGUGUCGUCCUCUUCAAAGUCGGGCUACCAUCAGAACCAGAAAACGGAAUAUCAGACCCUACAUACUCCAAAAAACAGCCACACAUCGCAGAACCCCCACCCGGAUAUGCUCCCCAGGGGUCAGACACACCUCUAGAGCCCGAGGAACCCUGGGAUCAUUUGUCCAUCGACUAUGGAUUUGUUGGCAAAGCUGCUGAUGAUGGAGGAAUCAAUGGAAAUAAUCACAGAGAUGAAUCCCAGAAUUGUGUUGCAGUAGAGUGUAACGACGAGAAAGGGUGGAAAGCUGAGGAUCAACACUCCACUACUGCUUACGCUUCUCAGGCAAAGUCCUACCUUUCGCAAAAGUCGACCAAAUCAUGCUCAGAAACACACAUGCCGAUACAGGCACGGACAGAGGUGAGCACACUUGCACAGGCACAUGCAUGUUUACAGGUAAAUUCAGUUUUGCUGUACCAGAGUUCAGCACAGUCGUCGGUUCUUCAGGGUGCAGUAGAGUUGGAUAAAGAGGAGGAGGAAGAUGAAGAGUUUUCAGGUUUAUUUAUAAACAAAACUCCACAAACUGGCCUCUUCAGUAUCCCUUUACAUGUGAAAUCAAAGAAGAAUGACAGGAUAGUAGAAAAUAUGGCUAAAGUACAAACAAAUGUAAAGAAUAAUGAAGGUAAAGAGGAAGGCAGGAGUGAGAGAGAACCCCUACUUUCUGCUUAUGCCUCUCAGAACAUCAUAAACAUGCCUACCUCCCAAUCUGACCAAUCACAUUACUUACCUGAUGACUAUGGUGUUCUGAGUAUGGCUGCUGCACACAGAUCAGAGGAUGAUGAGGAGGAGGGGGGAACUAUAUGUAUUGAGUGGGAUCCUGAAACAGGGAAGCUAGCGUUGCCAGAAGUGGGGAUGGAGUUCCAAAAGGAAGCUGGGUUGAUGCAGCGAGAGAACGGGAGGGAGAGCAAGGCUGAAGGAGAAGCAGAGGAAGAGGUGAGUGUAAGGGAGGCCGGAUUAAGGUUGGAAAAUGUGUUUGUCAGACAAGGGUCAGAGGAGAAGGCCGAGGCGCAGAGAGAGAAGGAGACAGGUGGGGAACUAGGGUGGGAGACAGAUAACCUUUUGAGCAAAUGGAACUUAGUAAUAUCGUUGAAUGAGUAGAUGAUAUUCAUCGCAAUAAAUAUUUAGCUCUUUUACCACUCUUUUUUUGCACUUACACUUUACAUGUAUAAAAUGGAAGUUUGUAAUAAAAGAUCAGUUUUAUUUAGAAUAUAUAUGACAAAACUAAGUUCUUAUGGAUCACUUAAUACUGCAGUUAUUGUUUUUUUCUUUUAUACCUGUGAUUGUUUCUGUUUUUAUUAUUAUAGUCAAGAUAGUUAAUGUGCUUUAUGGUAGUCAAACUGUGAUCAAGUGUUCAGCUAAACAUAAUCAGUUGAUUCCGUGUUUAUUUGUGAUUGAAAUUAAGUCUUACUGAUUAACUGAAGUGCAAUGUGAUGGUUGAAAAAUCCAGAUGUCAGCCAAACAAACAUUAAUGGGCUGUCCUGGACGUGUGUGUGGCUUUUUAAUUUUAUUCUUCAAAAAUUGCCUAAUACAAAUGAAUAAUUUUUUUUUCUGUGCACCAAAUGAAAAAUCAUCUAAACCUCCUACGUGUAGUACAAUAACCCUAUAGAGAAUUUCACUUUUGUGUUUUCUCUUUUUUUCGCUGCUUAUUAUGAUCAUCUGUGUGACAAAAGUUUACUUAUGGCCUCCCAUGACUCGACAACGUACAGUCAUGGGAGGCCUUAGGUGAACAGGGAUAUGUACAGUGUUUCUGUGUGUAGGUUGGUUGUAGGUUGUAUCGAUUCAGUCUGUUCAGCUUCAGCAGUUAAACCGUUACAGAAUCAUAAUGUGAUAAGGGCCUCAAUUACUCAGGCACCUACGUUAAUACUAUUUCACUACCACUAUAUCUGAAUAAGUUAUAAAAAUGAAGGAAAUAUUAGAGUUAAUGUCUUAAUAUGUUCAUAUACUGUAUGUAAUGAAGUCAACCUAGAGAUUCUUUAAAUAGUGAAGUUUAUGUCGAUUUUAUCUGUGCAUGUCUAUUGUUCAUUUUGAAUUAAAAUGUUUAGAGGCUUGUGUGGAUAUUUUAUGUCAUCUAAUCCACAAGCUGUUGCUGUUGCUGCUGCUGUCAUUUCCGCCUAAAUCAUUGUAAGCUGAGGUUGGUUUAAUUGUGAAGUGAAUACUUAAACUUUCACUUUGGUAUAUUUUUCUUAUUCAGAACAAUGUUACAUAAAUCACGUUUUAAUGCUGAUGCUCCUUUUUUUUUAAUGUUGUUCCUCUUUUUGAUGCUCUUUGUUUGUUGUUCUGCCCGCUUGAAGUCAUAAUUUAAGUAAUUACUGGCAUUGGGCUGCCUCAGGUGUCACUUCAGGAAUCUUCUGGAAACAAAUCAUUAUUAAAGCUUUUUCCUGUAAACAAAACUACAGAGAGAGUUUCAGAUUCAUGUAUUUACACAACUCGGGUAUCUGCAGUGUGAUAAGAUUGACGCUGUGCAUGAAGUGUCAUGUUUUAUAUACAAACGUUUUACUCUGAGAAAUGUGAUAGUUUUGUAUGUUGCAAGACAGAUUAUUGUAUAUUCAAAAUGAAUAAUAAAAUGGUGAAAUUGCUAACUA